Messenger RNA from Colletotrichum orchidophilum, 4539 nucleotides. RefSeq lists its product as uncharacterized. Gene Ontology annotation, biological process: telomere maintenance via recombination; telomere maintenance via telomerase; double-strand break repair. Gene Ontology annotation, molecular function: double-stranded telomeric DNA binding; G-quadruplex DNA binding; single-stranded telomeric DNA binding. Lineage: Eukaryota; Fungi; Ascomycota; Sordariomycetes; Glomerellales; Glomerellaceae. The transcript has a single exon. The coding region runs from base 1 to 4539 and encodes 1512 amino acids. Gene Ontology annotation, cellular component: Mre11 complex; condensed nuclear chromosome. The record is from RefSeq and is a predicted model, not a curated record.
AUGGCUGAGGAAGACAAAUCAGCACCUACAACGCCCAAAGGAGACGACCAUAAUAAUGGGGGCGAUAGUGGAGAUAAAGUCACGACGCCCUCGCACUCUUCCACGCAUAUCUCUUCUGCUGCGGGCCGCAAAACUCCGCAGGCGACAGUAGACAAAUCCUCAGCCCCCCAAAAACUCUCGCCACGGUCAGACUCAAAGCAGCAAGCAAUCCAAUCACAAGUUCAUGGCCAGAGCCAGUCUUCUCAAGAGAGACAACAGCUAUCGGACAAGCAAAACGUCGAGCCCGGAGGGACGGAUCCUUCCUGCCAAAUGACUACCAAACCGAGGCUUCUAUCUGACGCCCUGGCUUCAUUACAAUCCGCACUCGAUGAAGAUCUUGUCCCGCCUUCCCUGGAGAACAUCACUGCGACAUCGACAAAUGGGAAUCGUCAGAGGCGUAAGCCACUUGCUGCAAUUGUUCUCAGUAACGAUUCGGAUAUUAUGAGCCCCCUCCAACUCACAUCAUCCGCCCCUCGUCCGCAAAUCCGGCCGGUAAUUGCUACAAUAACGGCCUCGCGAGAUUCUGAGGGAGAGUCCGGAUCGGUGGUCGAAGGCUGUAUAGAAAAGGGGGCGGCUGUCGAUAGAGAGGUCCGCGAGGUGGGAACAGACGCUGCUGCCGCUGGCCCUGCUCGCCUUCAACGAACUCCGGAUACGAACGCUGCGCCCCUACAAGCCUCUCGUCGCCCCUUACCCCCUUCACCGACCGAGAAAGCCUUGGAAUCACAGUCUGAGGAUGCCUCAUUCGGGAGAUCGCCCAGCACCCCUCCUUCACGUUUUUCGCUGUUGACAACUGGCCUGAGCCAUGAAGACGCCAGAAGCAAAACUGAUGAUGGCGAAGGCGAGAAUAACUAUCCUCUCCUCUCAUCGCCAGUCUUGAAGGAAGCGGAGCCCUUGGCGUCGGGGUUCAGUCCGAGAACCCCUAGACCUCCGUCUGCGAGACCUUUGACACCGAGGAGGCGGCUGGCAGCGCGUGAGAGGGCGAAGAGGGGAAUGGAUCGUCAGCCCAAUUCAGAAGUUAUGGAAGAGGGACCGCCAUAUCCUGAGAAUCCCAUGGUAAUCCCUGUUUCAAACCGUGGCAGACCAGAGCCUUCUCAAGAAGACACGCCUACUGGAGAAAUCCAUGCCCGAGACCGGGGGGUUUCUCUUGUGUCACCGGUCAUCCUUACGCCUAAGCCAACCAGACCCGGUGACAUCCCAGAAGUCCUGAGGUCCCACCAGCUGGUCUCGUCCUCGACUCCCAGCCAGAAGAGCCAACGACAGCAUAGUUCCCGUCACUCGUCAGAAGACACUGUAGUUCCGCCCCUGCCCCCAGUUCAUCAAACCCAACGCUGCCGCCCAAAUCAGCAGCUCCCCGCCGCUCUGGGUGCCUAUAACACCGAGCCGGUUCGCGAAGGCCCCGGCUUCAACCUCCGCCGCAUCUGGGCCCCAGCCCCAGGUGAACCAACCCGCACACACAUCUUCAUCCGUCCCCAGCCCCUUCCCGGCGGCGACGAGGAACGCACAAUGAUUAUCAAAACCUGGAACGAAAUCUUUGCCACGAUGCCCCCGGAAUUCCAGUCGAUGCUCUCGAGCCGCCUCCGGUAUCCGAGCUACACCCGUGACGUGGCAGCCCGCUUCAGGAAAGAGGAAUUUGAAAAGGCAACGGGGGAAGGCUUGUCCUCGGACGACUACUACGCCCUCUUCGAUCUCGAGACCUCCAACGACGGCAUGAUUUCCGCACUGCUGGAGUGGAUGCAGGGGCGGACGUGGGUCAAGGUGCAGUACGUGAACCGCAUCAUUCACCAGCUCUGUCGGCUGAUGUACACGUCCGCUCAGGAGGAGGCUCGGCUACGUCUCACAUAUCGACAGGGUAUGGAUUCUUUGAUUGAGAAGCUCGAUGAAGUUGAAGUGAAGUGCGCGGCGGAAAGGAUGCUGCGGGCCUGGGAGCGGUUGGACGAGUCUAUGAGGGGACAACACAAUUUCAUCAGGCAAACCCUCACCAGGAAUGGUGAUCACUGGGGUCAUAUUCCCGGGGUUGUAGUGAUGAGUGGAUGCUCAAGAGAUGUCAAGCACUGGGAGAAACUCCUCGCGACAUCACGCGCGCUCGCCCUCAGCCACCACAGGAUCGAGGAGACUAUCAAGGAUAGAAUCGACGACAAUGGUGAGGUUCACAAAGAAGAUCUUGGGCAGCUGCAAGAGAUCCUCAGAGACAUGGAGAAGAACAGCAGGGAGGUGAACGAGUACUUGAGCGCCAGAGGCCAAGGGGACCAGGUGCAGAGGAUGUUCCAAAUCGAGAACAAAGACCUAGUUGACUCUCUGAGAGUCUUCAACGACCAAAUCAAACGUGACGAUGACGAGCGUAGGUCUGCCGUCAUGGGAUUCACCAGAAUUGCAACUCACCAGUUGGAGAUGCGCCAGAGAUAUGCUCAGAGUAUAGACAACGGCGUGGAAAACCUUUCGGAACCUACGAUUCCCGCAUUGUUUCAGUCAUCAGAGAGGGUUGACAAUCAUGAGCUGCCCCCACUAUCUAGUGAAAUGGGCUUCAGCGCUUCCCAGACGGAGAUUUCCAUGUAUGAUAUCUCAUCAGCGUCGGCAGCAUUCGAAAUUACCGCAAAGCACGAAACCCCGCCGCCGUUUGCCCGCGAUGGAGGAAGAAUCGUCUUGACCCCCGGGGGCAGGCGGGUUGUAGAAUUUAGGGGUACGGUAGUACCUCGUCAGCCGAGCCCAACAUUCACAGAUCCCUUCGCCAAAACCUGGACAAAGGUCGAUUUGAGUGCGACAAGGCCGGAGUGUCCCCGAUGUCCCACAUUGGAGAGAGAGAUCAAUUCCAAACUGCUGGAAAUCAAAGACUACUGCCGCAUACUGAAGUGCAGGUUGGAAGAGAAGUUGAAGCUCGAGAACGCGCUCGAAGCCAUGACUUAUCGCGAUAUCAAAAGAGCAAUGGAAGCCAUUCACGCCUACAAGCAGCUGCUGGAGCGCCCAGACGUGCCUGAGUCUCUGAGAUACACCGUGGAGAUGUUGGGGAUGCACAGCAAGCGAGCAUCCGACCAGACCGGCCUGCUGGAAAGAUCACUCCAGUUGGGGCAAGACGGCGAGUCGACAGAAAAGAUCUUGGCAGAGCUAAAGAUGACAAUCCGAACUGUCAAACGACUGGCCAACGCCAACCUCGAGCUCAAAUCGCAGAUGACCCUUUACCUCGAGCAAGCCUAUCCCAAGGCAGGAGACCAAUCUAACUCAGACAAAGAGACCACACAAGAGAGUGCACAGCAGAACUGCCUGAUAAAAUCGUUGCAACGACAAGUUGAAGAGUUGUCGGAACAGACCAAGCAUGAUAUGGAACAGCAAGCAACAGAGAAGCUCACGCUAUCGCGCGCAGUCGAGCGCCGCAUGAAGGAAGAGAGCGACCGCCUCAGAGCACAAGUUCAAAGUUUCCAGAACAAGGUUGAAAAAAUGGAGGCUGAGGCUCAAGAACGAGACUUGAACGCAGAGCAGACAAUGUCGGACCGACUGAGAGAACUCCACAAGGAACGCGAGACACAAGAGACGGAACUUCGGAAUCUCGAAAUCCAAAAUAUCGCUUUGGAGGAGCAACGGCAGAAGGCCGCAGAGAAGCUCGCAACCCUAGAGAGAGCCAAAAGAGAGAGCCAAGACGAACUGGAAAAACUUGCACGACAGACCAGGGAUCUACAGAUCAAGCUUCAAGCUAAAAGCGAAGCGGUCAAGUGGACAUCAUACAUGACUGUUCCCAGGGCCGUUGAUGACGACGCUAGCUCCGAUCCCCAGCAGAGUGACAGAGUCUCUCAGCUGCGGACGGAGUUGAUGUCUGCGCUUAGCAAGGCACGGUCAGAAUCAUAUCACAUAUUUGGAGAUCGGAAAAUGAGGAAGCAUCUGCCGGAUUACAUGCAGAGCGUCUUGUGGCCCGAUAUCAAAGAAAAGGACGGCACUAACGCAGGUGUCUGCCACUUCUGGAGAUUAGCGGCUUUCGUGAGAAAGAGGAAGGAAGCUAUUGCAGCACUUGAACAUGGCGAUUUGCAGAGCUUUCAGAGAGCGUCCGACUUGCUCGAAAGGCUCCAUGCGUGGGACAUCGACUUGGGCCCUUGGCAGACGGACGCCCAAACAGCAGAGGUUUGGCGGUCCAUCAACCUCCUACGAUCGUACGCCAACCUUGAGCUUGGAAAGAUCGAAGGGCUCGAUGCUGUUUCUCCGGACAGGCGUGAGGCCGCCAGGGAAUUGUUCGAUCAAGCGGUGGCUUCUGGUGACGCAGCAGAGACCAAGAAGCCAUGGAGUUCCUUGCAGAACUGUCUAGAGGAACAGUUGCAAGGGGAUGCUGAUGACGCAUCCGCCUGCGACUGCAAAUUCAAACCUCGCCUUUGCCCCAAGCACCAGGCAAGCGGUGGACUCAUGUUCCACAACUUUAUGGAGGCAGACGGUUCGAGACAGGCGGAGAUAGAGUUGACGCAGGAGGCGUCCGAGGUGCUUCAGCGAUUUGGGCAGAUGUUCAAGGUGUCGUCGCCGCUGUAG